This is a messenger RNA of Cuculus canorus (common cuckoo), 1852 nucleotides long. It is a transcript of the gene POGLUT2, whose product is annotated as protein O-glucosyltransferase 2. The record is from RefSeq and is a predicted model, not a curated record. NCBI's taxonomy places the organism in Eukaryota, Metazoa, Chordata, Aves, Cuculiformes, Cuculidae. Gene Ontology annotation, cellular component: endomembrane system. The transcript has 10 exons. Bases 140 to 1624 code for a protein of 494 amino acids. Gene Ontology annotation, molecular function: protein binding; glucosyltransferase activity.
AUGGCCCCUCCUCCCGCCCGCGGGGUCGCUGCCCGGAGCUGCAGCGGGAGGGUAGGCAGCUGCCCGCGGUGCCCCCGCCCCGUGCGGCCGCGGUGAAGCCGGGGGCUGCGCGGUGCGGGACGGUCCCGAAGCGCUGCCCAUGCGCGCCCUGUGGCCGCUCUGCCUCGCCCUGGGCGCCGUGGCGGCGGGCGGCGCGCCGAGCCCCCGGCUCAGCCCCGUCUGGGGGCCCGGGCUGCGGGCAGGGGCCGCGCUCCCCGCCCGGUACUUCCACAUCCAAGCCGUGGGCGCCGAAGGGCGGAGGUUCACUUCGUCACCAGGUGAAAAUACAUUCCAAGUGAAGAUCACUGCUCCUGAUGAACAGUUCACUCGGGUUGGUGUGCAGGUGUUAGACAGGAAAGAUGGUUCCUUCCUUGUGAGAUACAGGAUGUAUGCAAGCUACAAAAGCCUGAAGAUAGAAGUCAAAAUUGGAGAUAAACAUGUUGCGAAGUCUCCAUAUAUCUUAAAAGGACCCGUUUACCAUGAAAACUGUGACUGCCCUCAAGAGGAAAGCAGUGCAUGGCUGGAAGAGAUGAACUGCCCUCAAACCAUUCCACAGAUUCAGAGAGACCUAGCAAAUUUUCCCAUUGUUGAUCCAGAUAAGAUUGCAAAAGAAAUUCCACAAAGGUUUGGACAAAGGCAGAGUUUGUGUCAUUACACCGUCAAAGAUAACGAGGUUUAUAUAAAAACAUAUGGGGAACAUGUUGGCUUCAGAAUUUUCAUGGAUGCCAUACUGCUUUCUUUGACAAGAAAAGUGAAAAUGCCAGAUGUAGAGUUUUUUGUUAAUUUGGGGGACUGGCCUCUGGAGAAAAGGAAGUCCCCACAGAACCUGCACCCUAUCUUCUCAUGGUGUGGGUCCAGUGAAUCAAAAGACAUUGUCAUGCCAACAUAUGACUUAACAGACUCAGUUUUGGAGACUAUGGGACGAGUCAGUCUGGAUAUGAUGUCAGUUCAAGCAAAUACCGGUCCAUCGUGGGAAGACAAGAAUACCACAGCAUUCUGGAGAGGACGUGACAGCCGCAAAGAGAGGCUGGAACUUGUAAAACUUAGCAGGAAAUAUCCAGAGAUCAUAGAUGCUGCUUUCACCAACUUCUUUUUUUUCAAACAUGAUGAAAGCCUCUACGGCCCCAUUGUUAAGCACAUUUCGUUUUUUGAUUUUUUUAAGUAUAAAUAUCAAAUUAAUAUUGAUGGCACAGUGGCAGCAUACCGACUGCCUUAUCUACUAGCAGGAAACAGUGUGGUGCUAAAGCAAGACUCCAUCUACUAUGAGCAUUUUUAUAAUGAACUGCAGCCAUGGAAACACUAUAUUCCAUUUAAAAACGACCUGAGCGAUCUUCUGGAAAAAAUACAGUGGGCAAAAGAGCAUGAUGAAGAGGCAAAAAACAUUGCAAAAUCUGGACAAGAAUUUGCAAGAAACAAUCUCAUGGGAGACCACAUUUUUUGUUAUUAUUUCAAACUUUUUCAGGAAUAUGCCAGCUUGCAAGUGAGCGAGCCAAAAAUCAGAGAUGGGAUGGAGAAAGUGCAGCAGCCCGAUGACGACCUUUUUCCAUGUACUUGCCAUAGAAAAAAGGCCAGAGAUGAACUCUGACAGAAGGAAAUAAAAUGUUUUAAUAUUUACCUACAUUCAGAAUGCCUUCUUAAGGAAAGAAGAGAAAUUUGGAUUAAUAUGCCAACGUAUAUUAUGAAGUUUGCUGUAUCGUGAUCUACAUAUGGAAGAAAACCAAGUGCCCCCAUUUCCUUUUUAUCAUGCAGUGGUUGCAGAACCUUGUUCAAAAGCAUUUUUAUAAUUUUUUAAAUAAAAGCCAUAUUUGUAUCA